Ostertagia ostertagi is the source of this 477-nucleotide messenger RNA. Lineage: Eukaryota; Metazoa; Nematoda; Chromadorea; Rhabditida; Trichostrongylidae. The record is from the annotation of a GenBank genome assembly.
AUGUUUCCUUAUCUAUGUGUGUUAUCCAUAACUCGUGUUCUGGUUAUCAAGAAGAAGAUGUCGCCUAGUCAACAGCUGUUACGACCUCUCAAGGUAUUACUUACGUUGGGAUGGACGUUCACCUUCUUUGUAUGGUUGUGGUCAUGGUUCGGUAUGGCUUUCGUUUUUGGAGACAUCGGAUGGGAAUACGAUUUUUCGCAAUGGAGCUCUAUAUACCUGAAGAUUAUCGAGCUCGUAUGGUGCUGGCCAGCCAUAUUUGUUUGUUACUUCCUACAUCUCGGAAUGAUCUUGAUAGUUACGGCAAGAAAAGCUCAUAUUUUGUCAAGCAACGAUUUUGAAUGGAUGGAUGCUCGGCCUAAUGGUAGCUUGGCAUGGUUCAGAUAUCCUAGGGCUAACAAAAAACUAUCAGCUAUGCAUAAUCAAUUGCGUGUGGAUCCUCUUCUCCUACGUCAAUCCACUACUGCUGUUUGUGCUGAA